This is a messenger RNA of Vitis riparia (riverbank grape), 1017 nucleotides long. Its product is annotated as 2-hydroxy-6-oxononadienedioate/2-hydroxy-6-oxononatrienedioate hydrolase. The coding region runs from base 32 to 928 and encodes 298 amino acids. The transcript has 4 exons. Gene Ontology annotation, molecular function: catalytic activity. NCBI's taxonomy places the organism in Eukaryota, Viridiplantae, Streptophyta, Magnoliopsida, Vitales, Vitaceae. The record is from RefSeq and is a predicted model, not a curated record.
CAAUGGCCAAGCCACCUCUCCAUCGACCACCAUGGUAGCCUCCUGUCUCAGCCCCACCUCCCUGUACGGAGGCUACCUCCGCCGCUGUUUCACCGCAUCGGGGUUGUCCUCGCAAACCAUUGAUAUCGACCACCAAACGAGUAUCCACUUCUGGGGCCCCACCACAGCCUCCCAUAAACCUGUACUGCUUCUGAUUCACGGGUUCGGGCCAGUCUGCCUUUGGCAGUGGCGCCGUCAGGUACAGUUCUUCUGUGCGGACUUCGAUAUCUACGUGCCUGACCUCAUCUUCUUCGGCGACUCGACCACCACGUCGUCGGACCGGACAGAGGUUUUUCAGGCGGUUUCGAUCGGGAAACUGCUGGAGAAGUUGGGAAUUGAAAGGUACGCUGUAAUGGGGACGAGCUACGGCGGCUUCGUUGCGUACCACAUGGCUUAUAUGUGGCCGGAGAGGGUGGAGAAGGUGGUGAUAGCGAGCUCGGCGGUGAAUUUGAUUAGGAGAGAUAACGAGGAGCUGUUGCAGAGGGCGAAAUUGAAGGAGAUUGAGGAUCUGAUGCUGCCGCGGACGGCGGAGCAGCUCAGGACGUUGACUUCUCUGGCGGUGUUCAAGCGUUUACCGACGAUUCCGAAUUUCUUGUGGAAUGACAUUAUCGACAAGCUAUACUCUGACAAUAGAGAGGAAAAGAAGGGACUUUUGAAGGGAUUAACACUCGGACGCGAAGAUACACCAAACAUAUCUCCUCUUCAACAGGAGGUGUUGAUCAUAUGGGGAGACCAUGACCAAAUAUUUCCCUUGGAGAAGGCUAUUGAACUCAAAGAGGUUCUGGGAGAGAAGGCGAAGCUGGAAGUAAUGAAGAAGACGGCACAUAUGCCCCAAGUUGAAUUCCCGGAACGUUUCAAUGCCAUUGUCAAAAACUUCUUGUGUGCCUGAUCUUCAUUUUCCUUCCAUAAUUCAAAUAAUAUAAACACGUUUAUGUAGUAUUUAAAAUUAUAAAAUUAGAUCUAGUUGAUUUCCUAACA